UAUCAAUAUUUUCUGUUUUAGGUCACUUUUCAUAUUGAACCAUAUAAGAAUCGAGAUGAUAAAAACAUGUACCAAAAUGUCAAGUACAUUAUAGACAAAUAUGGAAAUCAUCCUGCCUUUUACAGGUACAAGACUAAGAACGGCAAUGCUCUUCCCAUGUUUUAUAUCUAUGAUUCCUAUAUCACAGCAUCUCAAAAAUGGGCCAAUCUGUUAACCAGCUCAGGGUCUCAGAGCAUUCGCAACUCUCCUUAUGAUGCAUUGUUUAUUGCACUUCUAGUAGAUAAAAAGCAUAGAUAUGGAAUUCUUCGAGGUGGUUUUGAUGGAAUUUACACAUACUUUGCCACAAAUGGCUUUACUUAUGGCUCAUCCUUUGAAAACUGGGCUAACAUAAAAUAUUUUUGUGAUCAGUUCAACUUAAUGUUCAUCCCAAGUGUGGGCCCAGGAUACAUAGAUACCAGCAUCCGACCAUGGAACUCUCAGAACACUCGUAACCGAAUCAACGGGAAAUAUUAUGAGACUGCUCUGAGAGCUGCACUCCAAGCCCAUCCCAGUAUAAUUUCCAUCACCUCUUUUAAUGAAUGGCAUGAAGGAACUCAGAUUGAAAGAGCUGUUCCCAAAAGAACCAGUAAUAUUGUGUACCUGGAUUACCGGCCUCAUAAACCAAGUCUUUAUCUAGAGCUUACUCGCAAGUGGUCUGAAAAAUACAGAAAGGAAAGAGCAAUUUAUGCAUUAGAUCACCAGGAACUUAGCGCACAACCUGUUUCUUAAUGGAUUGAUUUAAGUUUAAUAAUUAUAGAAAUUACCUAAUUUCAGUACAUUCCUUUUGUUUUGAGUUAUGGGAAGAAAACUGUCAAAAUCAAUAUGUACUGUUACCAUUAUCUCUAAUAAAAAUAAUUUGUACAUUGUUAAGGAUAGUAAUAUCAUUGCCACCUUUCACGGUGUGACACUGAGAAAAAAGUUGUGCAAAUAAUAUUCCUUAUGGCAUAAAUUUGCUGAAUCUGUGACUGGAAUUGAAGUAUUGCUUUUAUAGCUGUUUUUAUUUCACAAUAGGCAAUUGCUUGUGUUUCAAAGAGUAGUUAGCACACAGUUAAUCUUACUAGUAUUCUGCGCCCAAAGAAAUGGAACUUUGUAUAUAUUUGAUAUGUCUGUUGAAGAACAAAGAUGUAAAAGAUAAUAUACAUGGUUCAUUUUUUAAUAAUCUAAUCAACUUUGUCCUAUUAGCAUUCAGACUCUGGAAAACAUUCCAGUAAUUCUUCAGAAGAAAAUAUGCCUUAAGCCUUACUGAGAUAAGGCCUGCUUUCUGUAACACAAUAUAUAUCAUCAUAUGCAAAUUUCUGGUUUCCUAAACCUUGCUAGGUAUUUUACAUGUCUAAUGUUUCUACUUUGUAAUGAUGAAUUCCAGACUUCAGAAGGAAAAUCUUAUAAAGGCUUUUCAUAAAAGUUAAGAAUUGCUUCUCAGUUAUUGAAAAAACAUAGCUGAUUUACAAGUAUUAUGGAAAUACAAUGCCUAAAAUACUAUUUUUAGGAUAUCUUGUCAGUCUUUAACUUGUUGUCUUAUUAUUCAUGUUUUUAAAUUUAAUGUUAAUUAGAGAUGAAUUGUUAAGAAAAGUUGAUACUAACAUUGAAUUGCCACCUUUUAAGUUUUUAAGCUUAUUAGUAUUUACUAAAGCUAAUAGAGAAAAUUUACUUAGCAUUUCAGAUUUUAAGGAUAUGGAAAUAAAAUUUCAUUCCUAAGUUUGACUUUUUAUUAGAUAUAACAUUUAAUAAUGGAAAUAUUUUAUUUAAAAGACUUUAAAUUAUUGUGGGAUAAUAAUAUCCCCAUCUAAAAACAUUAUGCUUUUAUGUUACCUAAUAGGUUAAAGACUUGUGGUCUGCUGUCAUAUUGUGACAAAUUGACCAUCUGUAAAAAAAUGAAUCUCUUUAAAAGCUAGAGAAUGAAAGACACUCUGUUAUUUUAGUUAAUAUUUGUAACUUGAACUAUAGAAAAAAAAACUAAUAUAUAUGCUCUUUCAUGAGUAUUUUUUAGAUAUUUAUUAAAUGUUAGCAAUACAGAAUACACUUAGUCAGAAAAGAAGGACAUUCAUUCAGAAACAAGUAGUGGAAUUUGUCAUAAAUGUCAUUGUCUAAUGAGUUAUUUUUAAGCAGUGCUUUCAAAGCAAACUAGCAUGUCUUUGAAAAGAGGCAUGAUUAAUGUUAAACUGAUUUAUAACUUGAGAAUUUGCCAUAUCUCAGAAUAUUCAGACCAUGGGAAAUUAGUACAAUAGUAAUUAGUAAAUUCACUUUCUAAAGGAAAUUGCAAGAAUAACUCACUCUAAUAUUAUAACUAACCGCCUUCAUAGGAACACUCAUGCUGAUAUAACCUGUGGAUUUUUUUUUGUUUUUAUUACACUCAGUUUGCCACUAUAUGUUUUCUUAGGGACAAACUCUAAAUAUGUCAUACCUAAUAAUUUUUAUAACUUACUAUAUUUUAUUAAAGUUUAGUUAGAUAUCUACCACACAGGAAUUUUUGUCUUUGCUUAUGUUAUAUGCUUGAACCCAUAAUAACAGACAGUUUUAUGAAACAGUUCUGAGGUUAAGAGAAAGUAUAUAAAACAAAGUCAGCAAAUCCUCAGCACAGACACCACCAUUUUCUCCUGCUCCCAUUAUCGAUAUAGAUCAUCUAGGAUCGCGGACUCGCCUCUGAGCUUUGUUGUGGUUCCCAGCACACUACCCCAACCAGCCACUAACAGUCAGAUAUAAAAUUAAGAUAAAAUAGAUUCUGUGUUCAUUGCAGAAAGUUAAUUCUCAAGGGAAGAAUGUUUGGAGUCAGCUCUAAAGGUAGUUUACUAAUUUAUAAUUCUUUGAAUAUGUUUAUUUUCUUUUAAAAAAAAAGUUAUUUGAAAGAAUUAUCUCUAAUAAUUUUGUUAUCCUUAGGGAAGAAUGCUUUCAAAAUCUUCCUCAGGUAUUCAUUACUAUUUAACUCACAACAAGUUUAGAUUGUAUAAUCACAAAAAUUAUUUGCUUUUAUUUAAUUCAGUAAACUAAAGGAACUGUUAAAAGGGAGAAGUAGUGUAAUAUAUAUAAUGCUUGGAUCAAAAUGAAUUAUUAUUUUAAGGUUUAAUCAGGCUAAUUUUUUUGACUGUAUAAAAA
Messenger RNA from Odocoileus virginianus texanus, 3129 nucleotides. The record is from RefSeq and is a predicted model, not a curated record. NCBI's taxonomy places the organism in Eukaryota, Metazoa, Chordata, Mammalia, Artiodactyla, Cervidae.